This is a messenger RNA of Gekko japonicus, 829 nucleotides long. It is a transcript of the gene CCDC7, whose product is annotated as coiled-coil domain containing 7. The coding region runs from base 3 to 776 and encodes 257 amino acids. Lineage: Eukaryota; Metazoa; Chordata; Lepidosauria; Squamata; Gekkonidae. The transcript is spliced from 12 exons. The record is from RefSeq and is a predicted model, not a curated record.
AUAUGCUUAAGAAUAUCACUGUGCAUCUAAAUCAGAUUGUACAAACAAUGGAACAUGUCUAUACAAAGGAUGACAACAUUAAGGAAGAGAGAGAAGAGGAAGAAGAAACCUUACCUCAUGGACGUGAAGAUUUGGUCUGUUUCCUGAUAUAUUGCUCACAACUUAGUACUCAGUUAGAUGUUGCACUUCGUGAAGAAAAACAAAUAUUAGAAUCAUUGCUUAAGUGGUUUGAAAAGGAGGUACAGAUGCUGGAGGAGCUAGGUGAGGAAGAAAUUAUUCCAGAUUGGCAAGUUCCAGUGGCGGAUAAAAAUAUAACUGACAACAUUAAUAAACUAAUGAACCGCAUCCAGAGGCUUGAAGACUUGAAGGGCCGUGUGCAAGAAUUGCCCAAAUAUGUCCAAGUUUCUACACCUAGGGAAAAGAGAAGACCAUUAGCACCACCACCAGCUGUUCCAAGAGACCCCAAAAAUAUUGUAGAAGAACUUUUAGUGAAACAUGCAACUGAAGAUGUGAUGAAUAUGGCACAGGUUUUUCAAGAUGACUCAGGAGUACCACAAACCAUUGAAUCGAUGAACAAUCGCAUGGUAGAAAUAAUGAAGAUAUUUGAAAGGCAAACAAAUAAGCUGCACAGAGUUGCAAAUGAACAAGAUGUCCUUGAAGGUAAAUUACAGAAGAUACAACAAGACUUCCGAAAGCUAGCAGAAGAGAAACAGAUAAUGGAGGAUGAACUUCAAAAGAUGAAAGCUUCAGAUAUAACUGGGGAAAAAGCCUCAUAAGGUAAAAGAACCUGAAGCUGUGAAAAUGAAAGAAGAUUUAGCUAAAGCACAGG